UGAACACUUUGGCGUUGAGACGGGCACGCUGGCGAACGAGACUACGUGCGGUUUCAUCUACAACAGCUCCAUGACGACGUCCGGCACCUUUAGCUCCCCCAACUACCCCGGCCGCUACCCGCGCCACACAGAGUGCCACUACAUGUUCCUGGGACGCAUCGGCGAGCGCGUGCAGAUAGCAUUCUCUUACUUCGACGUCGAGGGCAUCUACCCGUGUCUGAGCAAAACAGAGAGUGACUACGUUGAGUUUUCCAACUUUAAGGUUUCCGUGGACAGGAAAUUGCCACGCUACUGUGGGAGCAACAAACCAGGAUACUUGACAUUAGUGCCGUCUUUAGCCGCUGGCCGGCGCUAG
Messenger RNA from Priapulus caudatus, 355 nucleotides. Its product is annotated as suppressor of lurcher protein 1-like. Bases 71 to 355 code for a protein of 94 amino acids. The record is from RefSeq and is a predicted model, not a curated record. The transcript is spliced from 4 exons. Gene Ontology annotation, cellular component: plasma membrane. NCBI's taxonomy places the organism in Eukaryota, Metazoa, Priapulida, Priapulimorpha, Priapulimorphida, Priapulidae.